GUCACUGUGCAACGAGCAUGCCAUAACUCCUUCAUCGAAUGGGCCAAGGGCGAUUCGCCACAUGCAAAGUACACCGUAUCCAGUGUGAUCUUCGUCGCGCAAAUUAUUUGUGUUGCGAUCGGCUGGAUCUUGGCUCACAGUACUGGAGGUAAGGAAGACCUGAAGAAGUGCUUCGAUGCUGGAAAUCUGACGAAGUUUGCCCACAUUGGCCUUAUCUAUGCCUUGGGAGACAUCUUCGAGAUGGAAUCAGUCAACUACAUCGACUCCUCCACCUACACCGUGCUAUCUCAGUCAAAGCUCAUCAUCACGGCAUCGCUGAUGUGGAUCCUGGAUGGCUCUGCACAGAGCAUGAUGCAGUGGUUCAUCCUCUUCACAACCUCCUCUGGCAUGCUGGAGUAUGUCCUGGUGGGCAAGGCGAAGGGCGGGGCCAUGACCUUUAGCGUCUUCGGUGUUUGCCUGGCCCUGGUCAAGGUCUUGAUUAGCUGCUAUGUGGCAGUCCUGAACACGAAGGCGCUGAAGCGGGACAACAACCCCUUCCCUGUUCAGUUCUCUUGCUUGAAGGUUUCAUGGGCAAUGGCCAGCUUGGUCUACAUGAUCGUCAAGGAUGGCAUCUUGGGCGACGGCAUGUUUGGUGAAUGGACUCACCGAACGGUGGUCCUCGUCUUCUGUGGUUUCAUCCUUAAGACGCUCUUCAAUCAGUACCUGCUCAAGGUCCUGGAUGCCAUCUGGAAGAACAUCAGCGAGGCGAUCGGCGUGAUCCUCGUCUACUUCGGACGUGUGAUGUUCCUAGGAGGAAAGUACGACCCGACCGUGUUCAACGCUGGGGUUACCGUCGUGCUUGCAUGCAUUGCCUACGUCCUGUCCAAGGAGGGCAAGGCGAAAAAGAGCGAAGUCGGGGACGAGCUUGACCCAAACAUGUACCCGGAUCUUACAACAUCCCUGCUUCGACAUCGGCGUGCGUGA
Molecule: messenger RNA, 963 nt
Organism: Symbiodinium pilosum
Lineage: Eukaryota; Dinophyceae; Suessiales; Symbiodiniaceae
Source: the annotation of a GenBank genome assembly